Messenger RNA from Acanthochromis polyacanthus (spiny chromis), 3019 nucleotides. Its product is annotated as SLC35A4 upstream open reading frame protein-like. The transcript is spliced from 3 exons. The record is from RefSeq and is a predicted model, not a curated record. Bases 105 to 416 code for a protein of 103 amino acids. NCBI's taxonomy places the organism in Eukaryota, Metazoa, Chordata, Actinopteri, Pomacentridae.
AGAAAAUCCACCAAAGUCUGUGAGUCAACAGUGGAGGGCAGUAAGCUUCAUUUCCUGCAAAAACACCGGAAAGAGAAGAAGACAGACAUCAACAGAGUGAAACUAUGGCGAAUGACAAGAAUCCUCUUGGCCAACUCAAGGACCUGGUUGAGUUGAAAGACCAGCUGGAGGACAUUCAGAGACGGGUUGAAGAUGAGAUCCAGGCCGGAGUCCCUCCAGGAGGCAGUCUGCUGGCUUCUCCUUUCUUGAAGGGUUUUCUAGCCGGGUACGUCGUCGCCAGGCUACGCUCUUCAGCUUUGAUGGGCGUUGUCGUGGGAACAUGUACGGGAAUAUAUGCGGCACAAAACUAUGCUGUUCCCAACAUUGAAGACACCAUCAAAGACUACAUGCGCAACCUGAAAGGAGGAAGCAAGUAAGAAGAAGAAAAGGAGGAAAAUUCAGAGGACAAGAGAGGAGCAAGGCGGAAGAUGUACAUCUACAAAACGAGGGUGCGAGUACAGCUGCACGGGAACAGAUAUGCAUUUCAAAAGCUAAGAAAUUUUCAGAGGUUUGUAAUUUCAUCAUCAAGUAGGGAAUCUCUUAACUAGCGAGCCAUGGUAUCCUUACAGCGAUUCAUGUCUUUUCAUCUCCAGGUUUUCAUCAAUCCCCUUAAAAUUUAUCUUUGUGUGUCUGAGUACAAAUUUGGAAGUUUUGGCUAAAUGAAAAUGAUCCCUUCAUGCCUUAGAAUAACUUAAAUGUGCAGAUCUAUGAAGUCCCUUCCUCCUAUCUCUCCCUACCAGCUCCACCAUUUGCUGCAACUUGAGCACACCGGCUCACCUCCAGCUGUAAUCAAAUACUGUAAAACUAUUCUACGCUACACAAUGACAAAUUCUAUUGUAAUUCAACCAUACAUGUUAGAACUGGAAACCAAACAAAGAGAAUGACACGGAAAGCCCAACCUUACAAGCUAGUAGGAUUGGAUCUUUAGGUUUGGUUUUAAGACUGUCAUCACUUCACUGCAGUCACAGGGUGGAAAUUCUCAGCUGCAGCGUGGACAGGUUAUUUCACUCACAAUAUGUGUCAUUACAUACAAAAAGAACACCAUAUGUAAAUGUUAACAGGGUGAAAAAAGGUGAAUUUCAGCAAAGGGGGUCUUUAAUUUUCCACGUUUGCAAAAAGGUCGACAAAAAUGCACUUUCUAACAAGUAUGUGGAAGGAUUUGUAAUUUUGUCAACCGCAGAUAAAGACGACUUUAUUUUUUUGUGGUCAAUGAUUAAAAUUUACUACCAAGAUUAUAAAUUAUAGCUGCUGUAAUUGAUUUCUGCACUUAACGUCCAGCCUGGAAUGACAAUACAUGCUUUCCAAAACUGUAUUUACGAGCCAACCAAUAUAUGUAAGACAGCUGUGUUGGCGUUUUCACUUCCUCACUAAAGAAAAACCCAGCACGUUGCUUUUUUGACUUGUUCAGUUAUAGCAAUAAUGUAAGUCUUAGAAAUUGGUUUUGUCGUCCUCUUUCUGUCUUCUGCCCUCUAGUGUUCAAAAAUCAGUAACAGCAGCUUUGUCUAAUUGGCACUUUUUCGCUCGGGGGGUAAAAAUUGCCUCAGCUCACAUCUCACAGUGCUUCUUUGUGUAAAACUUGUCAAAACCCGUCGUGGUUCUUGUUAGUUUUCACAUCGUUUGCAGGUGUUGCAGCAAAGUCUGUGGUGUGAAGUGAUGUGUUUCUGCAGGUGUAGAAACCCUCCUUUUCCUUGCAGAUUACACUCCUGAUCUCUGUAGACUUUUCAGCUAUUUCACAUUGUACACGUAGAAAUGACUCCAAAAAUUACACUCCAUUCAAAAAUACAGUAUACCUAUAAUUUGAAAAAAAAAAUUCCACCUUAUACUGAUGAACAGACUAAGACCUUGGGAACAUCAAAAGCAAAUAACCUGUAUGCCAAAGCAAGAAUCUGUUUAAAGAUGCAGUUUUGGGGAUUUUAAUAAAACAGGGAAAUGUGUGUUAACAGUGUUUAAUGUAAAAUGUAUAUUAAGAGUGCCUACUCUGGUGUGGACUUGAUCAUCUCAUGCCAUGUGUGCAAUAGCCUUUUUCUGACGGGAUCUGGCUGCCUAUUUCAGAUGCUGGAAACGAGCUGAUCUUUUGCACUUGUGUGAGUUUUAAGGAGUUGAAGCUGUUACUUUCAAUCUUAUUUGACACGACUUCUCCAAUCCUGUCAAAGAAAGUGAGAAAUGUUUAUUAUAUCAUGUUAUGAGCUGUACGUACUUUCGCUGUUUUUUUUUUUUUUUACAUCCAUUGGUUGAUUGUUUUGUCCAUAAACAAUGCUGCUGCAGGACUUAGUGCGUAGAAAAAUAUAAAAAUAAUAGUAGCAUAAUUUAUAAUCGAGCAAAUAUGAUUAGAGUUUUCAUUUUGCAGGGUGCAUAUUUCAUUACAUGCACAUUAACGAAACCUCUACUUUUCACAAUAAGUCUUUAGUUUAAAUCUGCAGUUUUUCAAAAAUACAUUUGUGAACACUACAGUAUACAGCGACUUGAGAAUAAAAACUUGUUUCUUAUCAAAGAAAAACCAGUAAAAUUGCACUAAAAUGGUUUUAUUUGCUCUACUGUCGCUGUUGUUGCCAUUGAACUUCAGCUCCAGAUGGGCCUUUAAGAGAUAUUUAGACAUAUAAGCCAUAAAGGAGGAACAUGUUUUGAGUUUUUUUCUAAGAUUGCGCUCAUGUUUUGACUGGAAGGUGUGCUGGAAAAAUAAGUGUAUGUUUGGUGACCAACCCAGAAACAACUUGUGCCUAUUGACAAUCAUUGUGAUGCAUGUUCUCAGUCGAUUGAUUUCCUGUCUAUUAUCAUGUUUUGCUUUUUUUUUUUAAGUAAUAACCUUUCUGGAAUAUAGAUUAAGACGGGUCAGUUGAUGGUGCUUUAUUUCAGUGGCUGGUUUCAUUUAUAUGAGAUAUGAAAUUCCACUGUGACACUAUCAGAAAAGAAGUCCACCAAAACUGUCUUUAUGUGGUUUAUUUGGGCUGUUUGAAUAAACUGACACAAUGCCGAUCAGAAA